GCUUUUCUUCCUUGUUCCUAGCUGAUGCUAUGCAACUCAGUUCUGCCAGUCUGGCUGGGAUGAAACUGAUGUGAGACCUUCUUGAAGCGCUCUGAGGCUAGGGAAGCUGAUCACUCACCCCAUUUUUCCUUUCCUGAUGUUUUAAGGAAGCUGUAUAAAGGAUUUUUUGAAGAGCAGAUUUCUUCUCAGUAUGACUUCAGAGACCACUUAUGUUGAAUUGAGUUUCAAAAAUGAAGCCAAGCCUUCAUGCGCCAAAUCAAGGCCUCCUGCAGCUCCCAAAGAGAAGAGCAGCCUGCACAAAAGUAACCCCAGGUUUCCCAAGGUGCUUUUUGCCUCAUUGCUGGUACUUCUGCUGCUAUUGGCAAUCUCAUUUUUUAUCGCUUUUAUCAUUUUUUUUCAAAAGUAUUCUCAGCUUCUUAAAGAAAGAAAGACUACAAAAGAGCUCACUCACACAGCAUUGGAGUGUCUGAGAGAAAAUGUGACCAUGGAAGGGAAAGAUUGGAGCUGCUGCCCAAAGAAUUGGAAGCCAUUCAGUUCCAACUGCUACUUUAUUUCUGAUACAACCAGAAAUUGGAUGGAGAGUGAGAAGAACUGCUUAGCAAUGAGGUCUCACCUGCUGGUGAUCAACACCAAGGAUGAGCAGGAUUUUAUCACCCAGAACACAGUUGCGUCUUCUGCUUAUUAUAUCGGGCUGUCAAACCCAAAGGGAGAAGAUUGGCAGUGGGUUGAUCGGACACCAUACAAUGAAAGUGGCACAUUUUGGCACUCGGGUGAGCCCAGUAAUUUUGAUGAAGAUUGUGUUGCACUACUAUUUCGUACUCCAUUAAGAAAAUGGGGCUGGAAUGAUGUUUCUUGUAAUGAACAUCACAGGUCACUUUGCAAGAUGACGAAGAUCUACUUAUGAAUGUUCUUCAUGAACAUGUGGUUGAAUUGGUAUCCACCAUUGCAGAGAUCUAAUUUGCUUUUUAUUCAUAUGCAAAUCUUUUGUAAGGAUCUCCUUAGAAGUUUUCCAUAGUCUGUCACCUGUUCCAUUUAUGAGAGAAUCAGUGGACACAUUCAUUCAUUUGUUCCUUCUCCAUGUGCAGAGAUCAUACUUUUGCAGACACAUAGAGGAAGCAUGAGCCUCCUUUCCUAAUUUUAAGGAGUUAGAUUUUGAUAUAAUUAUAUGUGAUAUUGAUAUCUAAUUAUAUGAUGGGGUUCCUCUGUUGGUCUGGAUUUUUUUUUUUCCAUGUGAGUGGUCAAAAGCAAAAUAAUCCCAACUAUUACUUUCCAUUUCUCUCAGAAAUUUAUCACCUUUAACUGAAGGAUAUUAUAUGACAAUUGGGGAAUUUAACACGCAUCAGUGGAAGUUAGGUUCUGGCCCUGGCCCAGUACUCUUUUGGGGAUUCUCAGCCUUCUGUGUUCAGUCUUGGACUGUCACUUAACAUCAGGGUACACUCAAAGGGGAAUCAAAAGUUGAACAUUAGAGAUUUAGAAUCAGAAGUUAUUCCUAGCGAGUUGACAUAGAGGUAUGAUCAUUAGGUAGUCUGAUAGUUUUUUUCUUGAGUUUUAUAGUUUCUAUGUGUAGAUUGACACUCAAAAUGGCUCCUGGUUUAUUUGUCUUCCCCUUUUCACUGAAGUUCUUACAGAUCAUUUUAUAUCUACUACAAUAAAAAUAUAUUUAUAAUGAA
Messenger RNA from Suricata suricatta (meerkat), 1670 nucleotides. It is a transcript of the gene CLEC4A, whose product is annotated as C-type lectin domain family 4 member A. Bases 191 to 904 code for a protein of 237 amino acids. NCBI's taxonomy places the organism in Eukaryota, Metazoa, Chordata, Mammalia, Carnivora, Herpestidae. The record is from RefSeq and is a predicted model, not a curated record. The transcript is spliced from 7 exons.